This is a messenger RNA of Ophidiomyces ophidiicola, 4530 nucleotides long. RefSeq names its product Tuberous sclerosis 2-like protein (gene TSC2). The transcript has a single exon. The record is from RefSeq and is a predicted model, not a curated record. NCBI's taxonomy places the organism in Eukaryota, Fungi, Ascomycota, Eurotiomycetes, Onygenales, Onygenaceae. Gene Ontology annotation, biological process: positive regulation of GTPase activity; regulation of small GTPase mediated signal transduction; negative regulation of TOR signaling. Gene Ontology annotation, molecular function: GTPase activator activity. Bases 1 to 4530 code for a protein of 1509 amino acids. Gene Ontology annotation, cellular component: TSC1-TSC2 complex; nucleus; cytoplasm.
AUGGAGGGUCGACGUGGGAGCCGAUUUGGGCUUGAUUCAUUGCACCGGAGCAGUAUAGCUGUGGACAUCUCGGGGCCUGCGAGUUUCGAUACUUUGCUUCGGAGUCUUAGCCGCGACCAGCCCCUCUCCGGUGCCGUGGAAGAAGCAGAGAGAGCAGCGCGCCAUUUGCAUAAUUUCAGUGCCGACCAAGCGAUGGCCGUCUGGAAUGCUGGGAAUUACUUGGCGGAUGUCUCAAAUCCCCCAGAUGCGAAAAAGGCUGCCUCUAACCUUCUUGAAGCCGUAUCGGGCCGUCAAGAUCUACCUCUAUCUGCGCGCCAGACUUUGUUUCACUACCUUUCUCACCCCUCCACACCUGACCUCAUUCCUUCUCGAGUCAAAGCCCUCAUUGCGUUGACAGAUCAUGGUAGAAAAAUCGACUUUUCCGACAGCUCCGUUCUUCCAGCCGCUGUUUCCUGGGUCAUCCCCUUCUAUGAUACAAUUGCAUCUCUCCGAGCCAGAAAUAAAAAAUUAGGAAGACCUUAUAAUUCAUCGACAAUGGAAGAGGUCGCUUUUACCGAUUUGUUCCAACUAAUCAUCGAUAUACUGACCCUCCAACGCCAAAUACCUGAGACGGGUGAUAUACAGUCACUUCUUGAAGGUCUCUUUGUGGUUUGUAAGAGUACUCAUGUGACCGGCGACAUAAAGCAAGCCCUCGCUGUUUUUGACGCGAUUAUCUCAAGUUUAGAGAUUCCCACUUCAACAUUUAGCUCUCUACUAGAGGUUCUGUCCAACAUUCACGCGUCAAUUAAAUCUUUAGCGGGUCCAACAUCGCGAGUGGUCCGCAAUCUGGCCAAAUCCAGAAACCAACAAGAAAUGGUGGAGUUGCUGUAUGCUUUUCUUUUGGAGACUCCCGUGUCAAGCGAUAGAAACUUGAAUGUAACUCGGGGCGCUGUCGAUAUUUUCAGAGAUCUCGUCGCCGCAUACGGGCAAGAAGGGAUGCCUAGUCUUUCAUUUGACCUUCUAGUCAACUCACUACUGCAGGCAACGGGCAAAAAUGACGGCCGAAUCGAUACCGACAUUCUUGAAGUUUGCUUAAACAUGCUGCAGGGCGAUUACUUAGCUAUCGCACUUCAGCACAAUUGGAUGCAGUUUGUGGAGGUUAUUCUCACUUGCUCCAGACGAGUGAUUAAUCCCCGCCCUCAAUCUACAGACGCAGCGUCUCUUCCGAAAUCGAUUACAUCUGACGACAUAAAAUCCAACAUAUCUGCCCACGUCACUCGAAUUGCUACUUCAAUGGAGACUGCUUGGUCGAAUCUUGGCGAACACCAAAAACUGGAUGUUUUACAUUUUUAUAUGAGUGUUCAUAAGCACCUCACCCCUACUCAGUUGGAAUUGGCUUUGAAUUUCUUGAAUACUCAGGGCUUAUGUCAUGUCGAGUCCGCUGAUUGGGUUUCUAGGUGUUGGGAAUUGGUAUAUAACUUUAUUUUGUCCCAGGAGAAACCAAGUGAAAUCCGCAGUUUGGCACUGCUCGUCUUUGAAGAGUCCUACCAACAAAGUGGAGCUGCUCCUAUGUUCAAUGCAGAGGGUUUCACUGAUGCCCUGUGCCACAAAUUUGAAGAUGAGAGCUCUGCGAGUUUUCUUGAAAAAUUGGUGCCUUUCCUCGUUACUAUCGCCUUAGACUGUGAAUCUCAGACAUUCGCACGCCUAGUUGAAACCAUAAGCCUUUCUAUGCGAGCCGAUGAAAACAAGGAAGACCUUUCUCCAACCUCUGUAUCGUCACAUCCGGUAUCCCAGUCCAUCCCGUUUACCAACGUCCUCUCGCCGUCGCUGUCAAACAUCGCAUGUGUUGGCUUGGUUCGGAUCUUUCUAAGAGCUUUAGUUGAUCAUCCAUCCAUCAAUUUGUCUCUCGUUUUUGAAAAAUUAAUUGACAUUGCGCGAUCUCCCCAGCGACCAUCCGAUGCACGUUUAACAGCACUUAAAUUGCUGUUUGGAAUACGAUGCGACUCCGCCGGCUCAAUCCUUGUAUAUCAACCGAACGAUAGCAACUUCUUAAUUCCUGUAAUUUCGCGCACGAUUGAUGCAACAUCCCGGCCAAGUGUAGCGGAAGAAUUGCCAAAUGAUCGGAAAGCGACGAAUGACAGCCAAAGUAGCCGACUGUCUCUCAAAGACCCCCUGUCUGGACCUUUGGUUCCAGAAAGUAGCCGUGGAGCAAAUGAUACCCGCCUUUUGAAGUGGAACUCUCCCGUCUGGACGGGCGAUGAAGCAAAAGCUUUUCCCGAAAACACACCUUGCGCGCCUAGUACCCAUAUCUUUGCCUUUAGUGCUGAGCUGGAAAAUACAGAGGGUGACCAGCACCAGCGCACUGUUCUUCCAAUCAAUUUCUGGGUGGAAACAGUCAUUACCCUUCUUCAGAGGGAGAAAAACUGGGAUAUCUACAGUUAUGUCCUCACGCAUAUGGGCUCGCAGCUCAUGAAUAGGGAAUUAUUCCGGAACUCCAUUCUACAAAUAAAACUUCUUCGGAGUGUUUUGUGUGAACAGAUUAAAAACGAAACUUUCCAGGAACCUCUUGGCUGGACAGGCGUGAAGAAGGGUGAUAUUGCAGUAUGUAUAUUUGCAGCCCUGACAAAUCUAGUGAGCUUUCAUCAGCAUUUCGCAAAGAGUGAGCAGGAUGAGAUUGUGCGCACAUUAAUGCUUGGAAUCGGAUCCUGGGAAGCAACAUCCCGCGGCUGCAUCCAUGCACUAUCUGUCUGCUGCCACGAAAUUCCGAUGUCUGUGACAAAGUCUCUACACGGAAUACUCGACAAAAUGUCCAAGGUCAUGACUCGUACACACAUUGCAGUUCAUAUUCUGGAGUUCCUUGCUCUUCUUGCGCGGCUGCCAGAUGUGUACGUGAAUUUGCGAGAUGAAGAAAUCCGUACGAUAUUUGGUAUCUGUCUUAGAUAUAUUGAGUCUUCGAGAGAACAACGUUACAAGGCUAUAGAUCCCAUGGCGAAUCGCUCUACUUCUUUGCCAAUCCGACUCGGCAGUGGCUCAAAAGAAUACAGUGCCAAUCCAAGUACGAUUGCGGGCGAUACCAAAAUCUCAGACGACCUGUCAAGAUACGUUUAUCAUUUAACUUAUCAUGUCAUGGUUUUCUGGUUCCUCUCUCUCAAGAUUCAAGACAGGUCUAAUCAUAUUAGUUGGGUUACAAAACGCCUUGUGUUCACCGAUGAGUCAGGGAAAGAGGUUAUUGAAGAGCAAAGCCAAGUUUUCAUGGAUUUUAUGCAAAGAGUGACUUUUUCGGAUUUAGGAGAUACUAUACCAUUUGAACACUUCCCUCCAUCAGAGAGUGACGGCCCUGUUUCAAAGAAAACCUGGAUUGUCGGUAUGAGCAUUCUUACAGUUGAAACAGCAGGUGCAUCUGGUCUAAGCCAGGUAACAAAAAGGCAAGCCUCCGGCACAACAUAUGCGUCCUAUCAGCAGCGUACAGCCCCAGUUCUUCCUCAUCAAAUUCCAGUCAGCCCGUCACCCCACUCUAUCACGGAUGAGCAGCCUACGCGAAUCCUACCUUCUCAUAUUCUUAUCCAAUUGACUACCUCCGCAUUCCCGACUCCUGUAGUCACACAGCCCCUGCCUCUUCCAGAUGAUGACUUUACUCGUAGAGCCAUCAGCACGUUUGAUAGAAAUGACAUUGUUGACGGACACAAGAUUGGCGUGAUUUACGUAGGCGAAGGCCAAAUAGAGGAGAAGCAGAUUCUUGCCAAUACUAAAGGAAGUGCAGACUACGAAUUUUUCCUGAGUGGUUUGGGCACAAAAGUCUCCCUUGAGAACGCUAAAUUCAAUACUCAGGGGUUACGAUGGGGAGAUGAUGGUGAAUACACCUAUGCAUGGCGCGAUCGGGUCUCAGAAAUUGUCUACCAUGUUUCUACCAUGAUGCCUACAGACCUAGGAGCAGAUCCGCAAUGCGUGAAAAAGAAGAUGCAUAUCGGCAAUGACUUCGUCAACAUUAUCUUCAACCAUUCUAAUAAAGAUGUUGCUUUUGAUACCAUUCUCACGCAAUUUAACUUUGUUAACAUUGUGAUCGCACCUGCCUGUCGCGUCUCCCCUAUCGAAUCGCCUAUGGACUCAAUUGAAGACUUUUACCAGACGUUCUACACCGUCAAAGUUGCUAGCAAGCCGGGAUUCCCCGACCUUUCGUCUGCUGCAAUUCCAAAAGUCAUUUCUGGUCGGAAUCUGGCCUCAUUCGUCCGCCUUAUUGCGCUCAAUGCCUCUGCGUUUUCUCUGGUAUCUAGCCGCGGUGGGGAGCACGUAUCAUCAUGGCAAAACCGUCUCCGCGAAAUUCGUCGACUUCGUGAACGUGCCUAUGCUGCCUCCGUUGGGAGUUCAGAUGCCGCUGCCGAAGCCAUUUAUUAUCCACACAGACGAAAUACUAAGCCGGCGACCGUGCAGGCCGAGGAAUAUAUGCCGGCACAGGGCUUCAGAGCUAAUUUUGGAACAGCGAGAAAUCUCUACACUGAUAAUAAUGUUUUCCAAAACUUAGACUUCUCGCGCUGGAGCAACAAUCGUGGUUAA